AAUAAGUAGCAGAAAACUAGGGAGAAAAGAGUAUAUGUCUUUUGUAUUUAUACCGUAGUAUUCACAGACUAUCGUCUCUAUCUACAAAACACGACCGAGCGCAGUGCACAGAACGCGGUGAGUAAAUCACGUGACUCUCUCCAAACUCUGUUCAGCAAACGGCACCUGCAGUCGCCCAAAGGCUCGCUCAGCCAAGAAAGGCGACGAGAUUUCAAAUAUCCCCGGUUCUUCCCCAUAUCAGCCUCCACCUCUGUUCAGCUCUGCUCAUUACUCCAGACAGCCUCUGCAGAGCCACAGAGUAACUGUCUACUCUGCCCUGCCCUGCCCAGCUGACUACUGCCGCCAGACAAUGGCGCGCGCACCCAACCAGAGAGCCCCCUCUGAUAGGCAGUACCCGCACUCCUUUGUAAACCCGGACGGCUCCCCCAUGAGCUCUCAGCGCAGCUCUGCCUCUCUGCGCCGGCGUCGCGCUGCUGUCCAGCUCGAAGACGACUCGACCACGACCAGCGGCAACGACGAGCUCAGCGACGGCGACGACGACGACGACGUAAGCGACGCCUUCGACCACACUGACGACGACGGCGGCCGUGGUAUCAGCAGCAGCGGUAACGGUCGUCUAGAAGCCAAUCUCGGGAGCAACGGCCAGAGACUUACGGCUGAUGAGCGCUUGAUUGUGAGGAAGCAGGAGCAGCGGUUCAGAACUUUUCUGGAGCGGCAAAAUCGCAUCUUGGCCGAGAACUCGGCGAGUCUUUUCGCUGACCUCUUGCCUAUGACAUCUCACGGCAUGCCGCCAAUACCUGGAUACUCUGAAUCAUACGACAACACAGCGCCCUCGGCCGCCAGCUACACCAACUACAACAACGACAGUCACGUCGGCACCACCACCAACAUCAACAUCAACAACAUCAACAACUCACAUUCAGCCUCAGCCACAAACACCGCUGUUCCGUCGAGAAUGGCCAGUCCGAAACCAGUCGUCAGCGAGCGCAAUUUGAAAGGCCUCAUCAGUCCUGCGCAAAACGUUGCGCAUAUGGUCUGCAAGGCUCUCUCUCUACCUCCAAGCUUAUACGGCGUCUGGAUCUGUCUUCAUGAAACAUGGAAGCUCAAAUCCUCUCCUGAUUUUUCGUCGAUGGGACUUGAGCUCCUACUCGCUGCGCUUUGGGGCGGAGUAUCUGCAUAUCUGUCAUUCGCCUUCAUCGAUGGCUUGAUGCUUAGAUGGCUCGUAAUGUACUCCUCCCCCGCAACAAUCGUGCGCCUGCUCUCGAUCAACGCACUGAUGACCGCCCUCAUCAAAAUCAUCCUCGACUUCUUCGCCCGCGACCCCGCAAACCUGCUCGCGACCUGGAUCCUCAUCGCCUGCGUCCUCACCGCCGCGUACGCGAUCCAGAACUUUGUCACCAGCAACAUCGCAAUCGAACCGCGCGCGCGCAGAGUCGAUCUCUACAACAUCGCCGUCUUUGCUGUCGUGCCGGUUGGCUUUGCGAGCUUUAUCACCAUGAUUGGCUUGAUUCGCAGUUUAGUCGUUGUGCGGGCGCAGCAGUGAUCUUUGUUCUACUAUUUUGUGUUAUAUUUUUGGCAGUUGCAUCUUGGAGUUAUCUGGCGUUCUAUUGUUUGUCCUGUAAAUAGAGCUCGACAAUCACUUACUAAUCCAUCACAUAACCACAUCCAAGUCACGUGGAUAGAAGCCACCGCGAACGCGUAGAAGGUUCUGGUACCGUGGCUUGAAUGUGCCUGCGCCACAGGGGCUGUGCACGUGAUGAGGUCAUCCGGCGACAAUCGCGUUAUUCGGGCCCGCCUUAAAUCAGAAACCAUCGCCAGCUGCUCU
Molecule: messenger RNA, 1825 nt
Organism: Myxozyma melibiosi
Lineage: Eukaryota; Fungi; Ascomycota; Lipomycetes; Lipomycetales; Lipomycetaceae
Product: N-glycosylation protein-domain-containing protein
Exons: 5
Coding region: 350-1543 (397 amino acids)
Biological process (GO): cellular response to oxidative stress; protein N-linked glycosylation
Cellular component (GO): endoplasmic reticulum membrane
Source: RefSeq, a predicted model, not a curated record